This is a messenger RNA of Neocloeon triangulifer, 1259 nucleotides long. Its product is annotated as protein takeout-like. NCBI's taxonomy places the organism in Eukaryota, Metazoa, Arthropoda, Insecta, Ephemeroptera, Baetidae. The record is from RefSeq and is a predicted model, not a curated record. Bases 104 to 883 code for a protein of 259 amino acids. The transcript is spliced from 6 exons.
AUCGUUCAGGUAGUACCACGUGCCCCCUGAGUACCGGUGGCUGGUAUAAAAGGUGGCAUUAAUCGCGCUCCCUCAACACAGUUUGCCCUCAACUCACAGAAAGAUGACACUGGCGCGGGUGAGCUCCUGCCUGGUGGCACUCGCCGUCCUCUUCAACGCAACCUCUGCUAGAAGGCUCCCUAAUGGCAUCACACCCUGCUCAAAAGACGAGCCUGACCUGAAUAGGUGUGCAAUUAUUAACGGAAGGGCGGCCAUCCCCAAUUUAUGGAGAGGUAUUCCUUCAUAUGGGGUGCCUGUUUUGGACCCAUUGCGCAUUGAUGUUCUGGACAUUGCUGAGCCGCCCGCGGACUCGCCGAAGCAAGUUUCGCUCGCCCUCAAAAUGACGGACGUCGACGUUGUUGGUCUCAGAAACACCGAGUUGCAAUAUGCCAAAAUUGAUCUUGCUAAAGAAAAGAUGUCUUGGAAAUUAACCAUUCCGCGACUUUCUCUUCUUGGAAAAUACGUGAUCAACGGAAAAGUGCUUCUUUUGCCUCUGAGGGGCCGUGGAGAUAUGAAUAUUACUCUGGACAAUUUAAAUGUACACUACGCUUUUGACAUGGGGCUGGCGCCUGGUAAGAAGGGGGAAAUUUACCUCAACCCUAAGAACGCGAAGUUGGACUUUGACACCUCAAGGGCGUAUAUCAACCUGGAAAACCUUUUCGAUGGGGACAAAGCUCUGAGCGCGCGAAUGAAUGAAUUCCUCGACGAGAACUGGCGGGAGUUGGUGAGCGAAUUGGGCCCACCAAUUGCCGAAGCGCUGAACCAGGUGCUCACCAGCAUGAUGACCAACAUCGCCCGAACAGUGCCCUACAAAGAAAUCUUCCCCGAGACUGCCCGAAAUUAGUUGUUUCGUCCUUAAAUGUCAUCAAAUAGAUCAUGGUGCUGUAAAUUAUUGUGAAUCGUGCCCCAUGCCAAAAAUGAUAAUUGUAAAAACUCGUCCACUGUGAAUAUUGUGAUCUUCAUAAGCUACUGACUAAAGUAAAGUCAAGUGGUGCAUUUUUACACCUCAAGCUCCGACUUAAGCUAAAAUCGAAACAAUGAUGUGUAUUAUAUCUCUCAAUAAAAGAUGCUUUGCUAAUAUAAAUAAUAAACUAAUAUAAAUAGUGGGCAUUUUUAUUAGCAAGUGCAUUUUUCAUUUUUGUGAAUGCAAAUUUUAUAAUCUGCCAAGAAUUUUUUGUGUCUUGGGUUAUAUUCAAAUAUUAAGUAAUCAAAACGCAAAG